This is a messenger RNA of Perognathus longimembris pacificus (Pacific pocket mouse), 2056 nucleotides long. RefSeq names its product tetraspanin 33 (gene Tspan33). The record is from RefSeq and is a predicted model, not a curated record. The transcript is spliced from 8 exons. NCBI's taxonomy places the organism in Eukaryota, Metazoa, Chordata, Mammalia, Rodentia, Heteromyidae. Bases 240 to 1091 code for a protein of 283 amino acids. Gene Ontology annotation, cellular component: membrane.
UGCGGUCGCGGUGGAGUCUCGGCAGCUCCCGCUGUCCACGGCGGCUCCCGCGGUUCCCGCAGCGGCGCCGUUCUCAGCCCGCGCGCCGCCCCGACGCAGGGCUCGGGCGGCUCCCGCCGCGGCGCAGCUCCCCCGCCGCCCGGAUUCCCGCGGCGGCGCCGCUCAUGCCCCGGGGUGCAGGGCGCGCAGGUGGGCCGGCGGCCGCAGGGAGGUAGGCCCCCGGGGGACAGCGGCGGACCAUGGCGCGGAGACCCGGGGCGCCCGGAGCCUAUGGGGAGGAGUUCUCCUUCGUCAGCCCGCUGGUGAAAUACCUGCUCUUCUUCUUCAACAUGCUCUUCUGGGUGAUUUCCAUGGUAAUGGUGGCAGUGGGUGUCUAUGCCCGGCUGAUGAAACACGCGGAAGCAGCUUUGGCCUGCUUGGCGGUGGACCCUGCCAUCCUGCUGAUCGUGGUGGGUGUACUCAUGUUCCUUCUCACCUUCUGCGGCUGCAUUGGAUCCCUCCGCGAGAACAUCUGCCUCCUGCAGACGUUCUCACUCUGCCUCACCAUCGUGUUCCUGCUACAGCUGGCUGCUGGCGUCCUGGGCUUCGUCUUUUCAGACAAGGCUCGGGGGAAAGUGAGUGAGAUAAUCAACAACGCCAUUGUCCACUACCGAGAUGACCUGGACUUGCAGAAUCUCAUUGAUUUUGGGCAGAAGAAGUUCAGCUGCUGUGGAGGAAUUUCCUACAAGGACUGGUCUCAGAACAUGUACUUCAACUGCUCAGAGGACAACCCCAGCCGGGAGAGAUGUUCUGUGCCUUAUUCCUGUUGUUUGCCUACCCCCAAUCAGGCAGUGAUUAACACUAUGUGUGGCCAAGGUAUGCAGGCCCUUGAUUACUUGGAAGCAAGUAAAGUCAUCUACACCAAUGGCUGUAUCGACAAGUUGGUCAACUGGAUACACAGCAACCUGUUCUUACUUGGUGGUGUUGCCCUGGGCCUGGCCAUCCCCCAGCUGGUGGGAAUCCUGCUAUCCCAGAUUCUUGUCAAUCAAAUCAAAGAUCAGAUCAAGCUACAGCUCUACAACCAGCAGCAUCGGGCUGACCCAUGGUAUUGAGAAUCCAUCUAUAUCUCCUCACUAUGGCCACAAGCAAGCCUCAUCCAUCAACAGCACUGGGUGCUGAGAAUAGCACCUAAUGGCAAUUUGGGAUUCCAGCCCCCCAGCAAUGAUGACCCAGUGGGAAGAAGCAAAUUCCAGAUGGACAGAUGGCAGGGUACACAGGUGGCUUGAAUCUCUCCCCCAUCCUAGCCUUGAGCAUCAUCAAAGAAUUAUUUUCUGUUGUUUCUAACCUUAAGCAUUUGGAUUUAUGCUUUUAAGAUUUGUUGGGGCAGAGAUGUUUUGGAAACAGCAAUUGUAUGGAGAGUUGAGGGGGUACUAGCUGCUGCUUUUCCACUGAGGCACUACAGCCAACAGUUCUACUAGAGCUACCACUGAGCUUGGUGGACAUACUUAAGUGCUGCUGCCAGGGAGACCUGACUGUGGAAAGCAGUCACCAGCAGCCUUGCCUGAAGUCUAGUUGGCAGAAUUCCAGCUCCAGAAGGAAAGGGAGUAGAACAGGCAGAGGGGAGUAAGCCUCUGAUGGGGGUCGGCUGGGGACAGAGCUGUGUGCUCGGUAGGAAUAGAAGAGGAUAUGUUUACCAAAUGCCUGCCCUGCCAUCCUCCCAGGUAGUCAGAAUGAGCUACAUCCUGCCCCUCCCUUGUUUCCAUGGCAAUGUGGCAGCAAGCACAAGGGGGUACAACAGCAGCCAAAUUCAUCCCUACUCCCUUCGAAAAAAGUUUUAAACCAUGGCCCCUAUAUUCUGCAGUCAGCAAGUGGGACUGAGCCCUUGAAUUCCUCUCUGUCUGGCCCUCCCUCCAGCAAAGUAAGGUUUUCUUUAACUUGGCUGUAUACAGAGGAAUGGUCACACCCCUCACCUCCACUCCCCUGCACCCGACUGAACUCAGUGUUUCUCCAGUGUAGAAGCAGGACCCUUGCUGGGGCUGGGGGAGCCAGAAGUGGCAAUAAAAGUUUGUUGACCUGG